Messenger RNA from Leopardus geoffroyi (Geoffroy's cat), 1436 nucleotides. It is a transcript of the gene GPR83, whose product is annotated as G protein-coupled receptor 83. Gene Ontology annotation, cellular component: membrane. Gene Ontology annotation, molecular function: neuropeptide Y receptor activity. The transcript is spliced from 4 exons. Bases 53 to 1321 code for a protein of 422 amino acids. Gene Ontology annotation, biological process: neuropeptide signaling pathway. The record is from RefSeq and is a predicted model, not a curated record. NCBI's taxonomy places the organism in Eukaryota, Metazoa, Chordata, Mammalia, Carnivora, Felidae.
GCUCACCUCCGGGCGGGCGUGGGCGCGGGCGCGGCGCUGGGGCUGCUGCGGGAUGGGCCCGCGCGAGGUGCUGCUCUGCCUGCUCCCGCUGGUGCGAGCCGCCGAGCGCCCCGAGGGCCGGGCCGACGAGCCGGGCCUGGAGGCGGCCCUGGCCGUGCCCAACGCCUCGCACUUCUUCUGGAGCAACUACACCUUCUCCGACUGGCAGAACUUUGUGGGCCGGAGGCGCUACGGGGCCGAGUCCCAGAACCCCACGGUGAAAGCCCUGCUCAUCGUGGCUUACUCCUUCAUCAUCGUCUUCUCGCUCUUCGGCAACGUGCUGGUCUGUCAUGUCAUCUUCAAGAACCAGCGGAUGCACUCGGCCACCAGCCUCUUCAUCGUCAACCUGGCGGUCGCCGACAUCAUGAUCACGCUGCUCAACACGCCCUUCACCUUGGUCCGCUUUGUGAACAGCACAUGGGUGUUCGGGAAAGGCAUGUGCCACGUCAGCCGCUUUGCCCAGUACUGCUCUCUGCACGUCUCAGCACUGACGUUGACGGCCAUUGCUGUGGACCGCCACCAGGUCAUUAUGCAUCCAUUAAAACCCCGGAUCUCGAUCACAAAAGGUGUCAUCUACGUCACGGUCAUCUGGACCAUGGCUACGUUCUUUUCACUCCCACACGCCAUCUGCCAGAAAUUAUUUACCUUCAAGUACAGCGAGGACGUUGUCCGCUCCCUGUGCCUGCCAGACUUCCCUGAGCCAGCUGACCUCUUCUGGAAGUAUCUGGACUUGGCCACCUUUAUCCUGCUUUAUAUCCUACCCCUCCUCAUCAUCUCCGUGGCCUAUGCCCGCGUGGCCAAGAAGCUGUGGAUGUGCAACACGAUCGGCGAUGUGACCACGGAGCAGUACCUGGCCCUGCGGCGGAAGAAGAAGAAGACCAUGAAGAUGCUGAUGUUGGUGGUGGUCCUCUUUGCCCUCUGCUGGUUCCCCCUCAACUGCUAUGUCCUCCUCCUGUCCAGCAAGGUCAUCCACACCAACAAUGCCCUCUACUUCGCCUUCCACUGGUUUGCCAUGAGCAGCACUUGCUACAACCCCUUCAUCUACUGCUGGCUCAACGAGAACUUCAGGGUCGAGCUGAAGGCAUUACUGAGCAUGUGCCAAAGGCUGCCCAAGCCCCAGGAGGAAAGGCCACCCUCCCCAGUCCCUUCCUUCAGGGUGGCUUGGACAGAGAAGAGCAGUGGCCGGAGGGCUCCGCUAGCCAACAACCUCCUGCCCUCCUCCCAACUGCAGUCUGGGAAGACAGACCUGUCUUCUGUGGAGCCCAUCGUGGCAGUGAGUUAGGGGAGAGUGAGAAGAGGCAGGGGGCGAGCUCUCUCUCCAACUGAGGCUGGGAAAGGGCCUGAGGACAGAGACUGGAAAAGAAGCCUGUCCUCUCACCCAUGGCCCUCACAGUGCU